Wyeomyia smithii (pitcher-plant mosquito) is the source of this 1951-nucleotide messenger RNA. Its product is annotated as maternal effect protein oskar. The record is from RefSeq and is a predicted model, not a curated record. NCBI's taxonomy places the organism in Eukaryota, Metazoa, Arthropoda, Insecta, Diptera, Culicidae. The transcript has 4 exons. The coding region runs from base 41 to 1300 and encodes 419 amino acids.
UAUUGUUCUUUCUCACUUUGUGCUGCGAGAUUGUGUGUUCAUGAUCGAAAAACGUGCGUAUCUAGUGCCAUUCAAAGCUUUUAGGAAUUUAGCUUUCGGAAUAAUUGUGUGUGUUCUUCGAGUCCAGCUAAGUACUAUUAUGAGCAGCAGUCAAAUGAGUCUGCUCCACAAUGCUGGAGAUAUUCAAUCAGAUAUCGCACAGCAUGAGGAAAUUGCGACAAUACUUAGCAGCAUAAUCGUAACUCGCAGCAAGGAUGGAGCCACGAUAGACGAAAUCAUUGAUGACUACAAGGAACUUACUGGAGAAAACCUUCUAUCAAUAUUCCGUGAUCGUGACACAAUUGCAGCGAAAUUGCGACGCAUAUCUGGAGUAUGGUCCUCAUAUAACGCACCAAACGGUCCAUAUCUCUGGUACUGCAAUUCGCAGAAAACCCAACAUCUCACCGAUAUGAUUAAAAAACAGAAAUCUCCACGACACUACAAUAACCGAAGAUAUCAAAUGCCAAAAUAUCAACUCCCUAGUACCCUCUAUAGCACUAGUACAAUGGUCAGCGGUGCUGGCCAAAAAGACAAGUUCUUUGAAGAUAACAUGAAUUAUAUUCCCAAACGUGGCGCGUGGAACCGUGUUCAACGGACUAAUAAUCAUCCCUAUCUUCCACCACAAAGACGAUAUAUGCAAACUGCAAGACAACUGACUCAGAGAAAAUACUGCUUCAGUGGAGAACAAACGGAACCGCAUUUUUGCGGCUACCAAAUGAUUGGGGACGACUUUUUCCUUUCGCUAGCCAGAUGGGAAUUGGGAUUCGCUUUUGACCCGGGACAUACUAUUCAACAGAGUGGCCUGUGUAUAUCCGGUUUGACAAUCGCCGAAGCAGCGGACCGUAUCUUGAAGGCCACUUAUAUUAACGAUCGGGUCAUAAUAAAUAUAGGUGCAGUUGACCUGCUCCAUGGGUACGAUUUUGUGGACAUGCAGCACGAUUUGAUUCAGCUGGUAACAAAUCUGGAGAGUCGCGGUGCGUCCGUUAUACUGACUACACUGUCACCAUUGGCCAAUAGUUUCCACAUACCUGGCGUAACUGAUCGUUUACAAAAGUUCAAUAAUUUAAUUCGCAAACAUCACUGGCAGUACAUCGACCUAUGGAAGUGCUUCGUCAACGAACGUGGUAACACUCUAUACGAAUGCUUCCAGCCGGGCCCAAGGCAUGUCAGUGGUAGUAAUCAGCCCCACGUUCUCUGGAACAAACUUGGGCGCCAACGUAUCAUCAAAUUUUUAAAACAACAGCUCGCAGCCUUUAUUUAGGAGUUCUGCCCGGUUGACUAAAAGAAUGUUCCAGCGUACUGAAUCGUUUUAAUCUGUAUUGUUUUUGCUUGUAAGUUGCUAGUGUAGUCAAUUGUUCUUAAAUUAUCUGUAGUAUUGUGAGUCGAAUCAAGAUGUUCUUUCUAGUGUAAACGGGUAGCAGGUAUUGCAGGUUUAGAAAUCGCGACUAGUACUGGAAUUAUUUAUAAAUUUCCGGAAGUUUAAAAAUAAUUUCCUUGACAAAACUCAAUUGGUUGAUCUGUCUAUCGAAAAAUAGAUGAAUUAACGAAAUUGACUUUUGUUAUCGCCAUAUAAUUUAACACUAUCAAAAAAUUAUCGCUGGCGAUGGAUUUUUUUGAUAUUGUUACUUGUAAUUUGCUUCAUUGGGUAACCGGUUCUCACUGAAAGCUAAAAUUGUUUAUUAUGGCAAGUUGUACGACCUGCAAAACCUGCUAUCAUUAAACUUUUACCAUGUAUAGCUUCGUAAUUGCGAUUAUGUUCGGCUAAUAUGAUGGCAAACCUACUUUUUAAGAUAAAAAAGAUUAUAUAUUUACAAACGAAAAUUAAAUGAGAAAGGGUUUAAAAUUAAAGCAAGGUAAAUGUUUUGUAAUUGUGAUAUGUGAUUUCAAUAAAUUUGUAUGUUAAGUGUUGUAA